Molecule: messenger RNA, 1299 nt
Organism: Miscanthus lutarioriparius
Lineage: Eukaryota; Viridiplantae; Streptophyta; Magnoliopsida; Poales; Poaceae
Source: the annotation of a GenBank genome assembly
AUGGUUGGGGAGGAAGGGAUAAUAGAUUGGGCGCCCAUGUUGCCUUACCCCCGUGCACAAGUGCCGGACCAUGAGGUUGCGUGCGGCAGGGACAUGGUGCCACCGGUGAUUGAUAGGGGAACGGGCGCAAAGGGCCGUGAGUGGGCGGAGGAAGUUGAAGAUAGCGUGCGUAGGAUCGCGUUUGUGUGGGAAGAAGGGGGCAACAUGCGAAGGAGUCGGCUGGCGCGAAAAAAGGCCGGAUGGCCCAUUGUCCCAAUCUCAUGGGAUUCCCAAGGUAAAAAUAAUGGGCUUCCAAUUGUGGAACCGUUUGGAUCUUUCACAAUGGAUCUAUUUACUCCUAAAAGUGACCUGGACCUCUCUAUCAACUUUAAUACUGAUACAAAUGAUCAGUAUCCUCGCAGGAACAAGAUCUCUGCUUUUAGGAAGCUUGCAAAUGUUCUAUUUUCUCAUCAGCGUCAAGGUCUCUGUUAUGGUGUUUCACCUUUUGUGACUGCUAGAGUUCCUGUACUGAAGGUUAUUGAUCAGGGAACUGGUGUAGAGUGUGAUAUUUCAGUAGAAAACAAAGAUGGGAUGUCAAGAUCAGUGAUAUUUAAAUUUAUUUCAUCAAUUGAUAAAAGAUUCCGGAUACUUUGUUAUCUGCUAGUGUUUAUUCUACAGAUGAAGUUCUGGGCUAAGACAAGGCGUCCUCCAAUAUUACCUGCAUUUUCUGGCAUAUUGAAAGAUGGUACAGAUUUUGCAAGUAUUGAGAAGAACGUAUCGCUAUUCGAGGGUUUUGGAGACAGAAAUAAAGAGUCUAUUGCUGAACUUUUUGUAUCACUAAUGAGUAAACUAGUGUCAGUGGAGGGUUUAUUUGAGCAAGGGCUCUGUGCAAGCAAUUUUGAAGGGUCAUGGAUAUCGAAGACCUGGGCGAAGGGUGUUGGCAACUUGAAUAAUUUCGCCAGAUCGGUAGGGAUGAAGGAGAUGCAGAAAAUCUGUGAAUGCCUAAGGGCUAUUGUUUCUUAUUUGAGCAAGUUUUCUAAGGGUAAAAUUGCUGCGCCCAAGCUAAAGGCCCUGUUGUUUAAGCCUUUGAACCAGGUUAACCCAGUCACUAAUCCCCGUCAGAAAACUUUUAAGAGGAAGCAUGCUAAUCCAAAUAAGACAAGCACUAACACUAUUCAAAAAAACGCUAAGAAGAAGGCCCUUGAGCAGGAUAAACUAGUCAAUUCUCCUGGUCAGAAAGAUGGUAAGAAGCCCCUUGAUCAGGAGAAGUCAGUUAGUUCUCCCCUUCAGAAAGAUGCUAAGACCAAACCCCUUGACUAG